Neltuma alba is the source of this 937-nucleotide messenger RNA. RefSeq lists its product as uncharacterized. Gene Ontology annotation, molecular function: structural constituent of chromatin; DNA binding; protein heterodimerization activity. The record is from RefSeq and is a predicted model, not a curated record. Lineage: Eukaryota; Viridiplantae; Streptophyta; Magnoliopsida; Fabales; Fabaceae. The transcript has 2 exons. Gene Ontology annotation, cellular component: nucleosome. The coding region runs from base 61 to 738 and encodes 225 amino acids.
AGCGGUUUGGCCUCGGCGUCUGAAAGAGGAAGAAGAAGGAGAACGCAAGAGAAUUUAGCCAUGUCUGGAAGAGGAAAGGGAGGCAAGGGUCUUGGAAAGGGAGGAGCAAAGCGUCAUCGUAAGGUUCUGAGGGAUAACAUUCAAGGUAUUACCAAGCCGGCGAUUCGUCGUCUCGCAAGGCGUGGUGGAGUUAAGCGUAUCAGCGGUCUCAUCUACGAAGAAACCCGUGGUGUUCUCAAGAUCUUCCUCGAGAACGUCAUUCGCGAUGCAGUCACCUACACUGAGCACGCUCGUCGUAAGACCGUGACUGCCAUGGAUGUUGUCUACGCCUUGAAGAGGCAGGGUAGGACUCUUUACGGUUUUGGAGGUUUCGCAUCUUGGCUUUGUUUAAGAGGGAGUGGGAAAGAGAGAAGAAUCAAAUCAAACAUGUCUGGAAGAGGAAAGGGCGGUAAGGGUCUCGGAAAGGGGGGAGCGAAGCGUCACCGUAAGGUUCUGAGGGAUAACAUCCAAGGUAUCACCAAGCCGGCUAUUCGCCGUCUCGCCAGGCGUGGCGGUGUGAAGCGUAUCAGCGGUCUCAUCUACGAGGAAACCCGUGGUGUUCUCAAGAUCUUCCUCGAGAACGUCAUUCGCGACGCCGUGACCUACACUGAGCAUGCUCGUCGCAAGACUGUGACCGCCAUGGAUGUUGUUUACGCCUUGAAGAGGCAGGGCAGGACUCUUUAUGGUUUCGGAGGUUAGAGAUUUAGGUAUUUGGGGGGGAAUUUUACGAAUUAGGGCUUUUGGUUUCGCUUUCUCUGUGCAACUAUUGUUGAUGUGAAGAAGUGAUAUAUGGCGCCUCUUGAAUUAUAAUUAUAACAAUUUCAACAAUGUACUUCUUUUGAAUGAUUAACUUUACUGUUAUAGUCUGCCAUUCAUGAUCUGGUCACUAUUUCGCGAA